AAGAGAGUCUUAUAACUAAAAUAACUAAUCUGAUACAUCUGAAUGGGAAGAUAUCCGUCUAUUAUGAGAGCAUUCCUACGAACACUAGCGAACAUGAGCGGGUGUUGAAAAUUCAAGGAAAAUUACAAUGUGUAACUGCAGUUUGUCCAGAAUACAAUUCAAGUGAAGCAUGUGAAAAAGCAGCACCUUCAAAUACAACAUGUUUCUGGUGUGAAAAAUUGAACGCAUGCAUUAAUAAUGAUGAUCAGGAUAAUCAUAAUUUGAAAGUUAAAGGAUGCCGUGUUGAGGAUGUUAACAAUGUGAGUACAACAGGACCCAUUAAUCAUACAGAAUCAACACCAGAGAUCAUUGAUGUUCAGAUAGAGAAAAACUUACAGGAAAUUUCAGAACAAUUGAACAAUAAUCGAAUUGCUCUGGAGUCAAUGAAGAAACGGAACAAUAAUCGAAUUCCACUAACGAAAUAAUCACAGAAAGUAAAUGGAAGAAAUCACUUUGGUACAUUUAUAUUACGAUUUGUUUGGUCGUCACAUUUCUUUUGUCCUAUGCGUCAGUUAUGUUAUUUGGAUGUAGUUAUGCAAAGGAAAGUGUAGUAUCUCUUUUUCAUUAUUCUGACAAAGUUCUUCGGUAAUUUGUAUUUUACUAAAUAAUUUUGGAUUUCUAUAUUCAUUUCAAUAAGUUUGAUAUAUUCUUUUAAAGAACUUUGUACACUUUCUGCUUGUUAACUUAAUAACUGAUGUAAUCUUUUUAAUAAAACACUUUGAAUGGUUUUUA
This is a messenger RNA of Schistosoma spindalis, 771 nucleotides long. NCBI's taxonomy places the organism in Eukaryota, Metazoa, Platyhelminthes, Trematoda, Strigeidida, Schistosomatidae. The record is from the annotation of a GenBank genome assembly.